AUGGCGCUCUUCGAGAGGGACCAACACGUCAGUCAGGUGAAGGCACGGUUGGUGCGUAGUGAGAUUAAUGGCACCACCAGGCGACCGCCAUCGCUGAGGAGGGACUCGCCGAGUAAGCCCACACAGAUGGCCCGGCACCAGUGGGUGGCCAGGCAAGCGGUGCGAGGGGCGGUGGAUGCAGCAGGUGCCCCUGGCGUGUGCAUGCAGGGCAGACAGGCAGCAGGUGCCUCUGGCGUGUGCAUGCAGGGCAGACAGGCAGCAGGUGCCCCUGGCGUUUACAUGCAAGGCAGACAGGCAGCAAGUGGCCCUGCACAUGUAAGGGAGACUGGCAGCAGUUGCCCCUGUACAUGCAAGGCAGACAGGCAGCAGGUGCCCCUAGCAUAUAAUCACUGCCGGCUAACUUACCCAGCUGACGGGAGUUGCUGCUGGCCUGAGCUCGGUCAGCUACCCGGCUGUUCCAGUAUUCUGCUGCUCGACUCUACUAUCUCAACCUUACUGGUUGACGAGACUGUGGACCAGACGUCCAAUCCUUCAGCCCCCUUCCACGCCACUCCACCCUCCACCCCUCCACACCCAACAACGCCACCCCACCCUCCACCCCUCCACACCCUACCACGCUACCCCGCCCUCCACCCCUCCACAUCCCAACACACCAUCCCACCCUCCACCCCUCCACACCCUACCACACCAACCCGCCUUCCAUCCCUCCACACCCCACCACAACAACCCGCCCUCCACCCCUCCACAGCCCACCACGCCGCCACCACCGUCCAUCCCCUCCAUACUCCAUCACGCCACCGCUCCCUCCAUCUUUCCACACCCCACCACGGCAUCCCGCCCUCCACCCCUCCACACCCCAUCACGCCACCCUGCCCUCCAUCCCUCCACACCCCACCACGCCGCCCACAAUUAUCCACCCCUCCGUACUCCAUCACGCCGCCUCCACCUUCCAUCCUCUUCAACCCACCAUGCCGCCCCCACCUUCCAUCCUCCUCAACCCAUCACGCCGCCUUCACUCUCCACCCCUCCUCGAACCCACCACGCCGUUCCCAACCUCGUAAGCAUGCCUUAGCGUGGGGUAACACACCUGAGGCUGCAGGACAACAGGCGGCUGGCCACCUUCGGAAUGCCCCACGCCCUUCAGCUCACCGCCACUAUAUCUUCCCUCCUCCCACAACGCUCUUAGCCACUAACGUAUCCCCAUCUCAGCACCCUAUACAUCGCAUCGCGGCACCUUUUCCAUCCCUCCAUUCCUUUUAG
Messenger RNA from Scylla paramamosain (green mud crab), 1260 nucleotides. RefSeq lists its product as uncharacterized. Bases 1 to 1260 code for a protein of 419 amino acids. The record is from RefSeq and is a predicted model, not a curated record. NCBI's taxonomy places the organism in Eukaryota, Metazoa, Arthropoda, Malacostraca, Decapoda, Portunidae. The transcript is spliced from 5 exons.